This is a messenger RNA of Ostreococcus lucimarinus CCE9901, 1086 nucleotides long. RefSeq lists its product with no specific name. The transcript has 2 exons. NCBI's taxonomy places the organism in Eukaryota, Viridiplantae, Chlorophyta, Mamiellophyceae, Mamiellales, Bathycoccaceae. Gene Ontology annotation, molecular function: DNA-binding transcription factor activity. Bases 1 to 1086 code for a protein of 361 amino acids. The record is from RefSeq and is a predicted model, not a curated record.
AUGUCGGCGGUGGAGACGACGACGAACACCGGGCUCCCGAUUCGGAUGCCGAACGACGCGCGCGGCGCGACGCACGCGAUCGAUCCGCUGAGCGACGUGCACACGGCGGUGAAAUCGGCGACGGGGACGAAGAUCAUCGCGCUGAUCGACGUGAGCUCGAGGUUCGCGCUGCCGAUCGCGCAAGCGGCGAAAGAGCUGGAUGUGUGCGUGACGGUGCUCAAGUCAACGUGUCGCGCGUUCGGCAUCAUGCGAUGGCCGUAUCGAAAGAUGCGAAAACUGAACACUAUGAUUAAGCAGCUCGAGCGGUCGGCGAGAAACGCCGCCGAGGAAAACAUAUUACAUCAUAGAAUGAAGCGACUUGAAGCGUGUCGACGUGCGAGAGAUUUGUUGGUGCUAGAAGCAGAGGCGAACGCACGGGCGCGAAUCGGAAAACCCGCCUCGCAGCAGUCCGCCAAGGCGGAGAUAGCGUCGACGGGCGCGCGCUACGAUUCCAGCGGGCGACUGGGCAACUUUAAGGAUCCUGGAUACGCUUUCGAUACCGACCACAAGGGUUAUGCGCUGCAUGAGGCGAUGCGGAAGAUGAUGGAGACUGAGGGGUUAGAUACGAUCGGUCGUUCUGGUCACGUGGAUGUCGAAUCUGACCCACUGAGCGAACUCGCCUCGCAGGUUACCGCCGUGCAAGAGCGUUUCGUGCGACGGCCAAAUCGCAACAAAAGACAGCUACCAACCAGAUGCCCGGAAGAGAUGGCACUACAUGAAUUCGUCAUGGGCAAUCCGGGACUCGAGGCAAUGGCUUCGUUGACCGCGCGAUUGCGCCGGCAAAAGGAAUCGAAGAAACAGACGUCUGAGCACGCCGACGACGCGGACGGCGAAGUCGACAUCGAUGGGGACGACGGGAAGCAAAUUGCGUGGAUCGUAAGCUCUCAAAGUCCAGCCUAUACCGUCAAUGUCCGUCCAAGUAACCCAACGGCGCGAAUUCCAGACGUCUUGGUAGAGGAACGCUCUCGGCGAGAAGCCACCUCUCCGCUCGAGCCCAGUCUAGCUCUGUUCCCGUUAAAUGUGUCAGCAAUCCACAGUGCGGCUUGA